Molecule: messenger RNA, 888 nt
Organism: Nasonia vitripennis (jewel wasp)
Lineage: Eukaryota; Metazoa; Arthropoda; Insecta; Hymenoptera; Pteromalidae
Exons: 1
Coding region: 1-888 (295 amino acids)
Molecular function (GO): nucleic acid binding; RNA-DNA hybrid ribonuclease activity
Source: RefSeq, a predicted model, not a curated record
AUGGCUGCUAAGGCAGCGCACAGACUCAAUGCGUACGGACAAUGGACACAAGACACGAGGCACACCCGGCUCCCGGGUGGGGUGGGUCUCUUGCCGGAAUUUUCCAUCAAAACUGACAUGAUGAUCCCGCGCUACUUCUUUGGAAGAAGAUACGGGAUCGUGAUACCGACAAGAGAAGAAUGUAAUGCCCGCAGGGACAGUCUACCAGGAACUGGGGACGUCUGGUACACAGAUGGCUCUAGGGCAGAGACUGGCACUGGUUCGGGGUACUACUGCCAAAGGGAUGGAAGGGAAACCUUCUUUUCCCUGGGGCUGUAUGCUACGGUCUUUCAGACCGAGAUAUACGCUAUACUGACCUGCGCUCAGAGGAACAUUGAACUCAGCGCAAGGGAUAGAAUUAUCACCAUUUGCUCAGACAGUCAGGCGGUACUUAGAGCACUUAUGGCUCAUAGGACGACCUCCAGACUGGUCUGGGAAUGCAAAGUGGUUGUAAAUCAGCUGACCGUUCACAACAACAAGGUCAGGCUGCUCUGGGUUCCAGGGCACACCGCGAUCCGGGGUAACGAUAUAGCAGAUAGACUUGCAGCUUUGGGAGCUAAACAUCCUCCAAUUGGGCCGAAGCCCUACACAGGUGCCGGAAGGUGCCUGCUAACGGGCGAAAUCCGGGGCUGGCUUGAGAGGGAGCAUACUAAGGAAUGGCAAGGAACUCAAGGAUGCAGAGAAGCCAAAGCGGUAAUGGGACAGGACACCAAUGUCGGCUGGACCAAGUGCAUCGCAGGAGGCAGCAGAAAUAACUCCCGACUCCUAACACAGAUAGUGACCGGGCACAUUCGUUUAAGGUACCACGGUCUGAAGAUGGGGAAUAAGGCUACGGGUAUAUGCAGGUAG